UUAUCUUACUCAUACGUGCUCCUCCUCUGCAUUUGCCACUUCAAUCGCAAAAAAUAUUCUUUUUAGUCUCCUACACACUCACACUCCAGUUAUCCCAUUCUCUCUUUCUCUCUUCCUCCCUCUUUCUGGUGCACACACCCCCUCCUCCCUGUGUCAGUGCAAAGUAGAGCAAGAGCAAGGAGCCACUCGUUCAUUUUUUUCCUGUCUUGUUCUGGCUUCUUUUGGCUGCAUGAGAGAAUAGGAGGCUAUUUUUUUUUUUUUUUUAUUGUUUUUAUUGUCUCUUAUCUUCUCGGGUCUGUCUGUCCUAUGACGGGUUAAAGACAAGAGCUACAGGAGGAAAAGGAAGAAAUACAGAGUCAGACAGAAGCAGGACACUGUCUCUCUCUUGUUCUGUCAUAGAACAAGGGGCUGAGGAAAAACAGGGGUUUCAGCUGGGAGAGGGGAACCGGAGAAGAGGAAAGGAGGCGCCAUGGGUCAGCUCUGCUGCUUCCCUUUCUCCCAAGCAGAGGAGAAAAUCAGUGGACGUCGCCGCUCAGAGCCUGACGAGGCUGAGCUGCUGAGGGUCAGCAGGAGAUUGGUGGAGGAUGCUGUCAGCCGGGCCUUGCAACAAUAUAAACAGGAAACACUUCAAAACGGGGGCGGGCCCAACGCCGCCGCGGUCCAGCCGCCUGGAAAUACAGCGGAGACGAAGACGGACACUACAGCUAACUCCUCCACGGACAACCGGAAGUGACAGCUUUGAACAGACACACAGACUUUCAACAACCAAACGGCCCAGAAAGCAUCAGUCGGCCUGGCUGAGGAGGGGGAGGAGUCAAUAAGACCUGCGCUCAACAGCACACCCCCCCACCUGCGCUAGCUGGGCAAAGUGCUGAAUAAUUAGUUAUUAUAGCUUCACUUCUGUGCUUGGUAACACCUAAUUCUCCGUUAUCCAGACCUGGACGUAUGUCCUGGAAAUAUAUGAAGCGUUCUUCUAAACAUGUGCUUCACUAUGAGCUGCCGAAACACACACUGCCCAUUCAGAGUAGAGGUGGUUAUAUUUUGUAGAAGAGCUUGGUUAGCCUUCAGCUGCACUUAACAUGAGCUCAGUAAUGUCCUUAAAAUCAGCUGCAGGUGCGGACCUUUGUUUGAAUGCUCUUCUCCUCGAUGAAUCAUCUGCUCAUCACUGUGUGGCCUGAGCUGCUCUGACUCACCGAGGCGGAUUCUUCCACCUUGAUUCCUGGUUCAGAGUGUUGGACUUUUGUCCUUAAAAGCUUUUGUUAACCGGAUGUUCGUCUUCAGGACAUGGAUUUCCUUUAACCUUCCAGCAUUUUAUCUCUUUUUUUUUUUUUUCAGAUGUCUGCCUCCAGCAGGUCAAGUGUUGCAUUAGCUACGCGUCCCUCUCUGAGACAAUCAAACGCCGCCACUCCUGAUCGCAGGUUUUAAAGCCGGGCUGGACUCCAGCGUUCGACCCACAAACAUCCUUCUUCCACGCAGUGCUUUAGAAUAACAGAUUACUACCAAUAACACUAACUCCACAGAGUCCAGGAGGGAUGGAGGCGGAUUGAAUGCUAGAAAAUAAUACAAUGACUUGUUGCCAAGAACACAUCGUACUUGAUUGAUGCCAAAACUGACACCAUUGUAUUGUUUUCCUCUCUAUUGUCUGUUUUUUUUUUUGAAAGUGUGAAAUGACUUUUAAAGACCCGAAGCAGAUUAUUUAUUUAAUGUCUGCCAUUUAAAACCUGAGGCAAACUGUCGGUCAGAGACACGCUGGAGUCUGGCUGUUUGAGGCUCCUUGUUUUUCUGUUUUUGAAUCCGGAUGUGCUGUUAGACAAAAGCUCGUAGUUUCCUUCCUUUAAGAAGUUUUUUAUUUUAUUUUCUUGCGUUGUUUGUGGCAGUUUGUUUAACUAAUUCAUGCCAUUGAAAAAUAAAUACUUAGUUGGACGAAAUCAAAGGAGAUUGGAUUUUCCAGAAGGCUUGAUGAGGUUAUAAAUAGUGAAGGAUGAUACAAAGAUAAACAGAUUAAUUUAUAUUUGCCUCAGUACUGAAGCUGAAUCUGUUCUCUGAUUGUGAAACAUGAUGUUCAAAGUAUAUAUCUAUUUAAGUUAAUUAGCUAACAGUGUGAUUUGAUUUUUGAAAUCCUUAAAAGCACAAAUUUUUCUUUUAGCUGUUUUUGAUUGCAGAUUUGAUGAGGAACUAUAUGCUGUUAGAUUCACCUCACCUUUGCUCAAAGUGGCCUUCUGUCACUGAAGCAACUUUUUUGUGAUUAUAGUUUUGUCACUUGGCGUGGUAAUCUGUAGGAGACAUUUUUAACCGGGGUGAAGAGAUCUCCUAACUGUCAACCUUUGGGUAAAGAUUUUGUAGUAAAAUGAAAAGAAAAAACAUUUGUGCUAUUUUUAAGUUUUUUCUCUUCUGAUGCGGACGGCUUUGAGCUGUAAAACCAACCGUCACUGUGGGCAGCAGCUAACCUAGUCUUAUUGUGGACUUUUUAAGGCUUUUUUGUUGUUGGUUUUGAUCUUUUGCUGUCACCGGAUCCUUAAAUCUCCACGAUAAAUCCCCUUUAAUACACAAGUCGUCCGGUUGGCCUCUCUGACCGUUCAUCUGUCUGUGAGUUUGCGAGUGUAACUGUGUGUUUUUCGCUCAGAUUGUUUCCACAGGGUGUUUGAUCAGCGGAUUUCCUCAGAAACUCCUCUCUAUAUCUAUCAUGACAGCAUUUGGUGGUGUGUGAGCAACGAAUGAGCCUUUUGUUUGUCUUUCCAUGUAUCCACAUGUAUGUUGGGUCAUGUGAGCGUGUGCUCUUUGUACCGUGUGUGGUGUAUUUUGUUCUGCCAUGUCCGAACAAUAAAUCAGGAUAUGAGAUUUAAAACCAAUAUCCAUCUCUGUGUCUCCUUGG
This is a messenger RNA of Cyprinodon variegatus (sheepshead minnow), 2872 nucleotides long. RefSeq names its product A-kinase anchoring protein 7 (gene akap7). The record is from RefSeq and is a predicted model, not a curated record. The transcript is spliced from 2 exons. NCBI's taxonomy places the organism in Eukaryota, Metazoa, Chordata, Actinopteri, Cyprinodontiformes, Cyprinodontidae. Bases 470 to 733 code for a protein of 87 amino acids.